GGUACUAUUACAAAUAAGUAAUCAACGUAUACCUACUUUUGCGCGUAAUUUUGUGUUUUGUCUACAUUUUAAGUUACCGCCUACGUAGUUACAGUUUGGUGCUUGAUUACCCCGGAAAUUGUUGUUUUCAGUAUGUGGUGAAACCUAAAGAAAAUGUUACACAACCAAAAAUUAAGUUAAGAAAAAUCACCAUUGUAACGAAAAGACUGCUUUGUAUUAUAAUAGAAAAAGACUACAUUUAUGGAAGGUCCUGAAUUGAGGAGAAACUCGAAGAGGAGAUCCAAACUUAAAUUUUCAUCGUUCACCUCAUAUUUUAGAUCGAGUAAGACGGGAAAUGACUUAAUAUCCUCCCCGACUAAUUUUGAAAAAAUGGACUUAUUCCCGGAUAACAUUUCUCCAGUGGUUGAUAUCCAAGAAUGUCCAUUCGAUGUUACAGGAUACGGAAUGCUGAUCAUGAAAGACAAGUUUAAACUUAAGAAACCAAUGAAGAGGAAAAAUGUUUUGGUUUUUAUGUUUGAGAGAAUUAUUAUCAUAACAGCAGAAGAACAGCCCGACACAUAUUACUAUUUAGGCAGCAUCAAAAUGUGUGAUUUGGGUAUGUCCACGUCUCCCAAAAUGAAUAGAAUUUUGUUGAAUGAUUUUAAUAAAAAUAAACACAGACAAUCCCACUUAAAUAUAGAGUAUAACCUUAAAACUAAGGAUGAAGACAUUGCUCAUAAAUGGAGAUAUGCCAUUCAAAAAUGUUUAUGGAAAGAAUUGCUAACGGCUAGAGGUGCCACGUCGAUACUUUCCACAACUGUAAAAAUACUGAAAGAAAUAUGAGAACGAAAUUAAAGAAAAAAUAAGAUUAAUUAACGGAUGACUGAGGCAAGGAUAAUGUACAUGUUUUUACAUGAGUAGUGGCCGAACAUAGCCGUAGACAGAAGACAGGUGAACUGUAAAAAACACAGGUUUUGUAGACUCCUUGGUUAAAAUUAACAAAGAAAAUGUUUCUUUAAUACUGUUUCUCAGUGCAAUUAGCUUUCCUGCAUAAGAUGUCAUCACCAUCAUCAGGGCUUUUCAUUACGGGUGGAAUGUUUGCCGCUCUUACUUAGAGCUCUCUGAUUCGCUUAUUGCGGUGAAUCACUCCGCAUUCCACUUGUAUGUUGUCAAAGUUUGUUGUAUGACUUGUCUUUCGUUACAAUUUUCUUCCACUGAUUUCGAUAUGUGCAUAGUUCCCUCCAGUUUCUCACUUUCAGAAUUUGGAUAUCUCUCCCAUCUCUCUCUGGGUCUUCCCCUUGGUCUUUCAGUUGCUGGUUUCCAUCUGGUGAUCUUCUUAAUCAGUAGGUCGUUUUUCCUUCUCUCUAUGUGUCCCAGCCAUCUCAGCCUCUGUGUUUUAAUAAAUCUAACUAUAUCUUCUCCCUUCAUUAUGUCUCUUAAUUCAUGGUUCAUUCUUCUUCUCAUUUCUCCGUUGUCCAUUCUUAUCGGGCCCAUAAUCCGUCUGAGGAUUUUCCUUUCGAAAAUUCUCAAUUUUUCUUCAUCUUUUUCCGUGAGGCACAUUGUCUCAGCUGCGUACGUAACUACUGGUCUGAUUGCAACUCUGUAUAUUUUCAGUUUUGUAUUUCUGGAUAAGUUCUUGUCCUUCAUAAGCCUAUGAUAUCUCCAGUGUGUUUUGUUGCCUGCUAGUAUUCGUUCUGUUACUUCUUCACUUCUCUUGUUUUGGCCAUUCACUAUUACUCCCAAAUAUUUAAAUUGUUGGACUCUUUCAAAAGUGUAGUGUUCUAUUUUGAUUUCUCUCGUCUUGUUAUCUUCUCUUCUAGAGCAGAGUAGAUAUUUUGUUUUUCCUUCGUUAAUUUCUAUACCUCUUUUCCAUGCUUCUUUUGCCAGGAUUGUUACUGGUUCUUUUAAUCUUUCCUUGUCUCUUCCCAUCAUCAUCAUCAUAUAACGGGGGUCCUACGGCGAUUGCCGCUUCCCGCAUUUCAGCCUCCAUCUUUUCCUAUCUCCCCAAUCUCCCUCUUCUAAGCCUCUAGAUUGCAUUGUUUUUAUAAUUUCUCUUCUCCAGGAAUUUGGUGGUCUUCCCCUUUUCCUUCUUUCUGGCGGAACAUACAUUAAGGCUUUCUUUGGCCACCGCUCCUCCUCCAUUCUCAUCACGUGACCAUACCAUUGUAAUUGCCUUCCCAUAAGAACUAUAUCAUCUGCAUAUGCAACUAUUUGUGUUGUGGAGUGAGCUAUAGUUCCUUUAAUUUUGCUGGCCUUGAUUGUUCCUUCUAGUGCUAUGUUGAAUAAUGUAUUUUGACAGGACAAUCGUAUGGGCAUUUAAAGUUGACUGUCGUGGUAUAAACUAAUUAACGUAUCUCAGUAACAAAUUAAGCGAUAUAGGACUACUAUGGCUCAUUUGAUUCGUAAUUUUAUAGGCUUGAAUGUAAUAUAUUUGAAAUAAAAAAAGGAAAUUUUGCAAU
Diabrotica balteata is the source of this 2438-nucleotide messenger RNA. The record is from the annotation of a GenBank genome assembly. NCBI's taxonomy places the organism in Eukaryota, Metazoa, Arthropoda, Insecta, Coleoptera, Chrysomelidae.